AUGAAUCAAAGUCAAGAAGAUGAUUAUCAUGACGCAUCAUCCUAUUCAUCGUACAGAUCUCAAAUAACACCAAGAACCAUAAAUAUUCAACGAGCAAGAAAUAUGGCACCGACGAAUGGUGUCAUGACUCGUAUGAUUCAGUCUUAUACGUCACAUGGAACGAGUUUUGGCGCAUUUGGUUCAGGAGGAUUGGCCAGUCUAGCUAAUUUUGGAACAGGUAUUCCGUUGAAAUCGGGACGUGCAGGAUUAGCAUUCGUGGAUAUUAACGAUGCCAGAGAGCGAGAAAAACGAGCUUUGGCUGAAUUAAAUGAUAAAUUUGCACAAUAUGUUGAAAAAGUUCGUUUUCUCGAAGCUCAAAAUCGUAAAUUACAAAUGGAGUUAGAGGCCUUACAAAAUCGUUCCGGUCACGGUUCAUCAAGAAUUAAAGAAAUGUAUGACGUUGAGCUUGCAGAAGCGAGAAAACUAAUCGAUGACACAACAAAAGAUUGUGCAGCAAGCGACAUCAAAGCCCAAAAAGCAAUACAUGAUGUGGCACGAUAUAAACAACGAUAUGGGGAAGUACUGAGUUCACAAAACGCUGAUCGAUUACGUAUUGACCGUCUACACCAACAAAUAGCUGAAAAUGUAGCACAAAUAGAGUUAUUUCGUCGACGGUUAACUGAUUUAGACGAUGAAAUGAGACGGUAUAAAGCCGAAACUCAACGUCUUACAUCGGAGAUUGCACGACUACAAAACGAAAUACAACAAGAAACUUUCUUCAGAACAACGUUGGAGGGUGAAAAACUGGGUCUCGAAGAUGAAAUAACAACUUUGAAAGAUAUGCGUGAGUAA
This is a messenger RNA of Didymodactylos carnosus, 831 nucleotides long. NCBI's taxonomy places the organism in Eukaryota, Metazoa, Rotifera, Eurotatoria, Philodinida, Philodinidae. The record is from the annotation of a GenBank genome assembly.